GCUGGGCAUUUUACCAUGCCUCCCACCCGAGACCCUUUCCAGCAGCCUAUGUUGGAUAACGAUGAUUCCUACGUGGGGACACUGAGGGCUUCCAAGAAACUGCCAUAUAAGAACCCAACUCACCUUGCUCAGCAACAGGAGCCCUGGAAUCGGCUCAACUCAACCCACACGACCACCUCCCUGCGGCGGAGUGCUUACUUUUCUGAAUCUGAGAUUCCAAAGGAUGACCUGGACUUCCGCUUAGCAGCCUUGUACAACCACCACACGGGGGCAUUCAAGGACAAGAGUGAGAUCUUGAUACACCAGGAGACCAUCCAGGAUACCCGCGGAAUCAAGACCCAAUUCCCUGGAGAAGUUCUACCCCCUCCCUCACCACCCCCCAUCACUUCCCGCGCCAACAUCAGACACUGGAUCAGCCCGAAGAAGGACUCCAUCCACAGCAUCCAGGGGUCCAUCAUGUCCCCUCACACCGCAGCCACCAAUGGAGGCUACUCCCGAAAGAACGAUGGUGGCUUCUUCUCCACCUAA
This is a messenger RNA of Pteronotus mesoamericanus, 528 nucleotides long. It is a transcript of the gene CFAP276, whose product is annotated as cilia and flagella associated protein 276. The record is from RefSeq and is a predicted model, not a curated record. NCBI's taxonomy places the organism in Eukaryota, Metazoa, Chordata, Mammalia, Chiroptera, Mormoopidae. The transcript is spliced from 5 exons. The coding region runs from base 16 to 528 and encodes 170 amino acids.